Cantharellus anzutake is the source of this 2218-nucleotide messenger RNA. RefSeq names its product Six-hairpin glycosidase-like protein. Gene Ontology annotation, molecular function: hydrolase activity, hydrolyzing O-glycosyl compounds. The transcript is spliced from 12 exons. Gene Ontology annotation, biological process: carbohydrate metabolic process. Bases 11 to 1861 code for a protein of 616 amino acids. The record is from RefSeq and is a predicted model, not a curated record. Lineage: Eukaryota; Fungi; Basidiomycota; Agaricomycetes; Cantharellales; Hydnaceae.
AAAAGAAAAGAUGAGGGUUCGCACCCGUCCCGACGUCAUCAAGACCAAACAAAUGCCUCGAGUUUCAAGGCAAAAGAAAUGUCUCUUCCUCAUUCAUCUUGUUCCCUUUGUAUAUGCACAACUCCCGAUUCCUUCUCAACCGUUCCAACCUCCACCGGCUUCUUCAGGGGCUAUACGCUCCAACUCAUCUACUAUACCUAAUCCCCAAUGGUCAAACCUUCUUGGGGACCUCCUAUGGUUCUACGAUGCUCAACGCAGCGGAAACUUGUCCACCUACAAUCGCGUGAGCUGGAGGAACAAUUCCGCUCUCAGUGAUAAUCCCUCGGGAGGAUUCUAUGAUGCAGGAGGCAUGUAUGGCUCGAUGACUUGGACUUUGACGUCUAUAUGCUGGGGAGCCACAAGCUUUGGCUCUGGCUAUGACUUGGCUCAACAAACACCUUACCUCGACAGUAUCCUUCGUUGGGCAUUUCAAUACUUGAUAAAUGCUCAGCCAAACAUAACGAGUCUGGUGGUACAAGUUGGCGAUGCGUCGAUAGACAACAAUUAUUGGGGAGGAGACCAAAACAUUCCUACUCCGCGACCAACAUGGUUGAUCAGUACCAAAUAUCCCGGGACGGACGUAGCAGCAUCCGCCGCCGCCGCCUACGCAGCAUGCUCGAUCUUGUACAACGGGACCUCACUCUAUCCUAGUGGUACAAAAAGCAAUCAUUCUUCCAUUGGCACCCCAGCGAACCUAACAGACCUCACGUUCUCCAAGACCCUUUUACGUUACGCUCAAAACCUCUUUGCGUUUGCACGCGAUACUCAGCCCCAACAGGUAUACUCUCAGUCACUUCCUUCUUCGGUCGGAUCGUCAUACCCUUCGUCCGGGUACCUGGAUGACCAAGCUCUCGCUGCUCUUUUCUUGGCCGCGGCUUCGCUCGAGUCGCCAUACUCAUAUCAGUAUCAAAACUCGUCAAAUCCGGAUGGGGAUGCCAAGUACUAUUACGAAGGCGCCUUGAAUUUGUUCAAAAACUCGUCUUUAGGAGGUGGAAACGGUGCUCUCAACUGGGAUAACAAAGUUCCAGCGCUUGGUGUCCUUGGGGUUCAAGUGUCUAGCAUGUACGAGCCAUGGAGCAACACGACGGAUUUUUGGACACAAGAAGCAGAGAGGUAUUUAGAUAAUGUUGUAAAUGGGCAGGGGUAUGGCCACCUGACGCAGGGAGGACUUUUGUACUAUCAAGGAGACUCGAAUGAGGCCAGUUUGAACCCAGCGCUGAAUGCCGCAAUGCUGCUCUCCCUUUAUGCACCGCUAGCAACCAAUGACACCAGAAGGAACUCGUACGAGGCGUUUGCUGCAUCACAGCGUGAUUACGUCCUGGGAAACAACCCGAUGGAAAUGCCUUAUGUUGUCGGUGUGAAUCCUAAUUCUCCAAGAAAUCCACAUAGUGCGUUGGCCAGUGGUGGGAACGAUACGGGCACGAUAAAUACGUACCCAACUGAGGAAGCCCACGUUCUAUAUGGUGCAGUUGUGGGGGGACCAGAUAAAAAUGACCAAUUCUGGGACAUACGAUCUGACUGGCCCGAAACAGAAGUAGCGCUGGACUACAACGCACCACUACUUACUAUUGCCGCUGCGAACGUCAUCUCGAACACUCAGGACCCUUUCUACACCGUGCUGCAGGCAGGCGCGUAUGAAUCGAAACGACCCAAGCAGGGGACACAUCCUUGCGACGCUGUAUUCUCAUGCGGAAAGGGUACUGCGUCGAGAACGAAGAAGAUCGUCAUUGCUGUAGUCGUGACAGUUGUGGGUCUUGGUGUCAUCGCCGCACUCGUUUACACGUUCUGGUUCAGGAAAAAGUACAAGGGGAAAAGUUGGUAGCCCAAGUUUCACAGAUAAUGGACUUUUACGAUUUUGUUCAUGUCAGCCAAGUGAAUAUACAAUUAAAGCACUUGUCAAUGUCACUGAAGCAUGUCCAAGGGAUGACAUGCUAACGAUAGUCAGCAAACUCGCUCCUAUAACAUGCAGAGAACACAAUAUACAUCUACAUCUAAUACACCUCUAGAACAUAUCGUUCCUGCUCCUUCAGACUUUCUAGAUAGGCGCCAGCUUCUGAUUUGUCUCGACCUGAAUACUUGACUAAGGCGUUCACAAGUGCCUCGAACACGUCAGGGACAGGCCAGGUAGGGCCGCACAAAUAAAAUACACCCUUUUCAGAGUCUUUUGUAUCAGGACCAU